Cinclus cinclus is the source of this 1269-nucleotide messenger RNA. Its product is annotated as olfactory receptor 14J1-like. The record is from RefSeq and is a predicted model, not a curated record. NCBI's taxonomy places the organism in Eukaryota, Metazoa, Chordata, Aves, Passeriformes, Cinclidae. Gene Ontology annotation, cellular component: membrane. The transcript is spliced from 5 exons. Gene Ontology annotation, biological process: G protein-coupled receptor signaling pathway. Gene Ontology annotation, molecular function: olfactory receptor activity; G protein-coupled receptor activity. Bases 1 to 1269 code for a protein of 422 amino acids.
AUGAUGCACAUUAAGGCACACCAGAAGGUGAGCUCAGAAUUGGAGGAAGGAAAUGAGCUGGAGGACAGAGAGGCCAAAGAAGCAGCAAAAGGUGCAGUAGCAACUGAGGGAGCCUUGAUUGCAAAUGGACAGAUUUCCUUAGAAGGAUGGCCAGAGGCUUUCCCCACCAGGAUUGCUAAAGCUCCAGAGGUGACCAAGACCCCCAUGUUCUUCUUCCUGCUCAACCUGGCCCUCACUGACCUGGGCUCCAUCUGCACCACUGUCCCCAAAGCCAUGCACAAUUCCCUCUGGCACACCAACAACAUCUCCUACUCUGCAUGUGCUGCUCAGCUCUUUUUCUUUGUGUUCUUCCUCUCAGCAGAGAUUUCCCUCCUGACCAUCAUGAGCUACGACCGCUACGUGUCCAUCUGCAAACCCCUGCACUACGGGACCCUCCUGGGCAGCAGAGCUUGUGCCCACAUGGCAGCAGCUGCCUGGGCCAGUUCCUUUCUCAAUGCUCUGCUGCACACAGCCAAUACAUUUUCCCUGCCCCUGUGCCAUGGCAAUGCCCUGGGCCAGUUCUUCUGUGAAAUCCCACAGAUCCUCAAACUCUCCUGCUCACACUCCUACCUCAGGGAACUUGGGCUCAUUGGUCUCAGUGGCUGUUUAGCACUUGGCUGUUUUGUGUUCAUUGUUUUCUCCUAUGUGCAGAUCUUCAGGGCUGUGCUGAGGAUCCCCUCUGAGCAGGGACGGCACAAAGCCUUUUCCACCUGCCUCCCUCACCUGGCUGUAGUCUCCCUUUUCCUCAGCACUGUUCUAUCUGCCUACCUGAAGCCCCCCUCCAUCUCCUCCCCAUCCCUGGAUCUGGCCCUGUCAGUUCUGUACUCAGUGGUGCCUCCAGCCCUGAACCCCCUCAUCUACAGCCUGAGGAACCAGGAGCUCAAGUUGGGAGGUCUUUUGGGUGUGGUCAAGGGGUGUGGCCAGUGGGGUUUGGUCAAGGGGGAGUGGUCAGUGGAUGUGGUCAUUGGGGUGUGGUCAGUGAGUGUGGACAUUGGUUUCUUGAUAUGGGUGUGCAGUGGAGAUGGAACCCCAGCAGAGGAAGGUGAACGGGAAGAGUUGCCAACAGCUGAGAUCUGUGGAGGUCUGGACCUUGUGAAUGGAAAAACCUGCUGGGGAUCCUUGGAAAUAGAAGACUCUUAUAAAAAGAAGAAGCGGCUGGAGAUAUGGGAACGUGAUUUUCCCCAGCAGAAAGAGAAGGGGCUCAGAGCCAUGCACUGGACACAGCCAUGA